AUGACCGAUGUGCAGAUCCGAAAGCUGUCGUCCCUCCUCCAUGACAUGGCCAGGGCCCAAAAGCUCCAAGCGCAACAGGAGCAGCCCCUUCUCCCUUCGUCCUUCCACGAAGAGGUGUUCCAGCCGGGACGGGCCGCAUUCUCAGGCCCCGUGAUUCAUCAAUCGGCAGUCCAAGCCUCCUUGGGGAAAGGCAAGCCCAUGGGAGAGCUGGCAGCCCACCUCCACCUGGCCUCCUCUUCCCUUCUGCCCGGCCGGGGAGACGAGAAGGCGCAGAAGGGUCCUGUCGGUGUCAUCCCCUUGAUGGAGGCAUGGGCCGACCCGGACUACUUGUACCUCGUCUUUCCCUACGCGAACGGGGGCGAACUCUUCGACUACGUGGCCCAGCACCCGCACGGGGUCGGGGAAGCCAAGGCGCGAGGGAUCUUUAGGGGCAUGGCGAGGGCGUUGCAGGACUUGCACGGGCGGGGGAUCAGCCACGGGGACGUCAGUUUGGAGAACGUGAUGCUGUCCUACGACGGGGAGAGGGAAGGGCCGACAUGUCACCUCAUCGAUUUGGAAAUGGCCCGGCAUUUGGAGGAGGCGGAGGAGGAAGAGGAGGAGGAGCAGGAGGAGGCGGCGAUAGAGGUGGAGUACGGGGAAAGCGGGUCGAGCUGGGGCCAGGCGUUUGAAGCUUCGAGUCCUUCCGUCCCCUCCCCUUUCUCCUCCUCCAUCGGUACCUCCGCCCCUUCCUGGACCCCACUGGACGGCUCCCCCCCGGCCCGUGCCCUCUCGAACCCUUUCCUGACGAUCGCGGGGGGGAAACCGGGCUAUGUCUCGCCUGAAAUCGUCCGUGGCACUCUGCGGGACUGGGGGGCUUCGGACGUGUGGUCUUUGGGCAUUUGCCUCGUCAUCCUCUUGACCGGCCGGCCCCUCUACGCCGACCCGGAGGAUCCCUGCUUCAACUUGCUGGGCCACGGGAUGAUUGCCGAGGUCCUGGGACAUUAUGCUCGGGAAUAUGGCAUCGAUCUGCCCGCGGGAGCCCUCUCCCUCGUCAUCGCCAUGCUCGAUGCGAACCCGGCGGCCCGACCAACCCUCCAAGAGAUCAUGGCACACUCCUGGGUCAUGCAGGAGCCGACGCCGGAAAAGUCCCUGUCGUACCAGCUACCGCAGGGAGCCCGGCUUGGGAGAGGCAGGAAGGUGGUCGCCGCUCGCGGGGUCGGCUGA
This is a messenger RNA of Nannochloropsis gaditana CCMP526, 1203 nucleotides long. RefSeq lists its product as uncharacterized. The record is from RefSeq and is a predicted model, not a curated record. Gene Ontology annotation, cellular component: cytoplasm. Gene Ontology annotation, molecular function: protein serine/threonine kinase activity; ATP binding. The coding region runs from base 1 to 1203 and encodes 400 amino acids. The transcript is spliced from 4 exons. Gene Ontology annotation, biological process: protein phosphorylation; intracellular signal transduction.